Molecule: messenger RNA, 1131 nt
Organism: Fusarium pseudograminearum CS3096
Lineage: Eukaryota; Fungi; Ascomycota; Sordariomycetes; Hypocreales; Nectriaceae
Exons: 1
Coding region: 1-1131 (376 amino acids)
Source: RefSeq, a predicted model, not a curated record
AUGUUCCCAUCACUUUUCUUUGCCAGUAUCCUGGCCGCUGGCAUCUAUGCCCAAUCAAUCCCCGACCCUGCUCUCACGGCCAACGGGGCCUUCCAACACCUCGGCUGCGUGGCCAUCAGGCCUGGAACCUUUCCUCGACAGUUCAACCUGGGCCAGACGGGAUGUGCUUCAACUUGCUCAUCGAACGGAAAUAUCAUCGGAUUUCGUGGAAACAGCUGUGUCUGUGACCGGCUUGACCUGUCCGAUCGCCCUAUCACCUACCGCGUUGUCAAGGUUGACAAUGCUCUCUGUACUCAAUGGUGCGACCCAGCCGACAAGUCCAAGGGGACAUGCGGAGGCGCCUCGGUGCAAGGCUGGCCCAUCUACGAUCUAUACAAGAGAAACAACGCCCAGAUCGUUUAUGAGAACUUCCCGAGUGCUACACCAACUCCCAUGUCAAGUGCCUACCCUGUUCAGACUGGCGGACCCAAGCCCGGCGACGUCUGGCACGAAUGCCCCCCAAACGUUGUCAACUGCCCUUACCGCAACAAGUGUCCCAGUGGGAACUGUCAUCCUGUCCACAAGCCCAUUGUGAAGUCUUGCUAUGGGUGUUCUUACAACGGUACCGGUAACUGGACGGCUCCUACUUGCCCCCCUGGUGGCUGCGGCAAUGGUGGUAAGCCUGCUCCUGCGCCCGUGCCUGUUCCCGUCCCCGUCCCCAACCCUCCUUGCAAGAAAUGCAACAAUGGAAACGGAGGCAAUGGAGGUAAUGGCGGAAACGGGGGCAACGGUGGAAAUGGAAACAAUGGAGGAAACGGUGGUAACGGAGGCUCUGGGGGUAACGGCGGAGAUGGUGGCUCAGGGGGAAACGGUGGUAGUGGUGGCAGCGGAGGCAACGGCGGGAACGGAGGUAACGGCGGCAAUGGCAACAAUGGAGGAAACGGAGGCUCUGGGGGUAACGGUGGCAAUGGAGGAUCAGGUGGUGAUGACAGCUCAGGCAAUGGCUCUGACGGUCAAAAUGGUUCUGAUGGAAACGGCAACGGAAACGGAGGCGACACAUCUCCUGUCAUCGUCAACUCGGCGAUCAAGAUCCAAAGCGCAAGCUUUAUAUUCUUCUUUCUAACAUUCUCUUUGGCCUUCAUUCUUUUAUAG